Molecule: messenger RNA, 677 nt
Organism: Suncus etruscus (white-toothed pygmy shrew)
Lineage: Eukaryota; Metazoa; Chordata; Mammalia; Eulipotyphla; Soricidae
Product: C-C motif chemokine 4-like
Exons: 3
Coding region: 120-398 (92 amino acids)
Biological process (GO): cellular response to tumor necrosis factor; immune response; cellular response to interleukin-1
Cellular component (GO): extracellular region
Molecular function (GO): chemokine activity; CCR chemokine receptor binding
Source: RefSeq, a predicted model, not a curated record
GCCUCAAAGUUCCUAUAAAAAGGGUCUCCCAACUCAGUAUGGGCACAAAGCACCUUCAAGUCCUAAGCUAUUAGGAUCUACAGCUUCUGCUCCAGGAAAGCCUCUCCUCCACCAAGACCAUGAAGUUCUGUGUGGCUGGGCUCUCACUGCUCAUACUCAUGGCUGUCUGCUGCUCUCCAACGUACUCUGCACCAAUAGGUUCUGACCCUCCCACGGCCUGCUGUUUCUCUUACAUCCCACGGAAGCUUAAACGGGAAUUUGUGGUAGAUUACUACGAAACCAGCAGCCUCUGCUCUCAGCCUGCUGUAGUAUUCAUAACGAAAAAGAACAAGCAAAUCUGCACCAACCCAACUGAGUCCUGGGUCCAGGAGUACGUGGAUUUUCUGGAAUUGAACUGAGCUGCUCAGGGCUAGUGACCGUAUCUGCUGGGAAUGUCAUCUGAACAUGAGACUUCUCUGCAAGAUGUACCUCCACCCUUCUCCUCUCAGUAGCCCCCAUUCCUCACCAAAUUUAAUAUGUAUAGUGUGUGAUGUUAUUAUAAUGGGUGUCAUUUAUGCUAUUUAUUUCUUUUUUAAAGGACUUCUAUCCCCUAUGGGGAUGGUCAGCUCUCAUUUUCUCUACUGUUGUAGAUAUACAGACAAUGCAGUUGAUUUAGUUUCACUGUUUCCAUAAUAAAG